Molecule: messenger RNA, 2080 nt
Organism: Apis cerana (Asiatic honeybee)
Lineage: Eukaryota; Metazoa; Arthropoda; Insecta; Hymenoptera; Apidae
Product: multiple epidermal growth factor-like domains protein 11
Source: RefSeq, a predicted model, not a curated record
UUGCAGUUACUGAAUCGCUUGUGCUAAAGGACGGAUCGAAAAUAUGAGAUGCCUAGGCUUCGUCGUCUUUUUGAACCUCAUCAGGGCGGCAUUAUUUUUGACCGGUAAAGAUGGGUCGGUGUGCAACGUGCAACUCAGUUACAUGGAAUCAAGAUACGUACCCUACACGGAAACGUACAAGAUCAGGAAAUGGACUUUCUUUCAUCAAACGAGGUCUCGAACCAAUUACAGGAUCGAUCACGUCCCCGUAUGGAAGCUAGAGGAGAGAUGUUGCGACGGUUACGAGGAUCGAAAUAACGUUUGUGAGCCCGUAUGCAGCCCCGAAUGCGUGAACGGAAAGUGCACGAGUCCAAACUUGUGCGAAUGCGACAUCGGAUAUUCGUCUGUUACGCAAUACGAGUGCGAGCCCCUGUGCAACACCUAUUGCACGAACGGUUUUUGCGCGAGACCGAAUGAAUGCUCGUGCAACGCCGGCUACGAAUUGACCGAGAGCAAAUUAUAUUGUCUGCCGGUUUGCACCCAAGAUUGUGCGAAUCGCAACGCGCACUGCACGGAACCGAACCGCUGUACCUGCAAUUGGGGUUAUCGACAGAGCGACAUCGAUGGCGACUUACCAUCGUGCACCCCGAUCUGCGAAAUACCGUGCGUGAAUGGAAACUGCACCGAGCCGAACGUUUGCACGUGCAACCCCGGUUACGAAGAAGAUAUCGAUCGGUUCGUUUGCAAGCCCAAGUGCGAGCGAAUUUGCCUGAAUGGGAAAUGUACGGCGCCGAACGUAUGUACCUGCGACCCAGGCUACCAGUUAAACGAGAACGGGGAAUGCGAGCCGAACUGUACCGAACCGUGCGUGAUGGGUACUUGCAUCGCGCCGGAUGUUUGCAGCUGUUACCCUGGAUACGGGUUACCGGAUGACUCCAGGUACGUGUGCGAAGCGGUGUGCGAGAAAGCUUGCGUGAACGGGACGUGUACGGCGCCCGACGUGUGCACGUGUCACGACGGCUACAGAGCGACAGGAGACGACACGAUGAGCCACGUGUGCGAGCCAGUCUGCGAGCUUCCUUGCGAGCCUCGCGGCCAUUGCGCAGCGCCCAACACUUGCAACUGCAUCCAAGGAUAUCGGAUGAUCGAUAUGACCGCGAAGGAGAACGAAGUGGUCGUGGACACGAUCGUCUCGGGCUGUGAACCUGUUUGCGAUCAAGAUUGCGCGAACGGCACGUGCACGGAGCCCAAUGUUUGCACUUGCAACGACGGGUUCGAGAAGGACGCGGACGAUCGGUGCGAACCCGUCUGCGUGUCUUGUCACAACGGCUCCUGCGUAGCGCCGGAUGUUUGCCAAUGUUGGGAAGGUUUCGUCCGGACGGAAGAAUUCGGCUGUGCGCCAUCUUGCGAGAACGGGUGCGAAAACGGGGAGUGCAUGGCUCCGAACGAGUGCGUUUGUCACGAGGGUUUCGAGUCGAGUGGAAAUAACAGUGACAGUACGUGCGUGGAACACGUGCCCACGUGCACGACGGUUUGCAAAGGCCACGGUGUCUGCGUGGAAGACGAGAAACCGUGCGAGUGUUCUUACGGGUGGACGGGGCCGGAAUGCGACCAAUCCACCCUCUGUAUUUUGGUAAUCAACCCCGACGAUGAAAAUCUCAUUGGAAUCACGAUUCGUAACGAUACGAAUAGCACGCUUACGAAUGCUAAACGUUACGCGCCGCUCUGCUAUGGAUGUGACGGGAGAACGAACAACGAAAGUUACUGUUUCGCCAUCAAUGAUUCGUCGAUUGGCUGUUUCGUCGAGACAGUAGAAUCUUCUUGCCAUCGUGACAAACUGAAUGCAGAGUUCAAGAUGCAGACAGGAAUGUUAGAAGCGGUCAUAAUUUUAAUAGUGGUGGUCGUGACGAUAGCGUGUUUCGUGAUUUAUAGGCAUCGAAGAAAAAAGAUGCGUUUAGCCAUCGUGCAGAAUGUAUUACAGGAAACAAUGGCAAACGAGUAUUUGAUUUCGGAACGAGAUGAUGAUUCUGCGUAUUAAUUUACACGAACGAUAAAUUAACGGACAAUAAAUUAGAAUGAAAUAUUUCUAUCCACAUUGGAA